AUGUCGCUCGGGCUGUUUGUCAUUUCCCCGUCAAAGGCGCACAUAAGCCCGACACCCUUCACGAGGUUCCGGGCUGAGGAUGAAGCCGAUUCGUUUGUUGUUCCUCGCAUGGCCCAAGAUGAAGUAUUUGACCUCAUCGACGAUUUCUACGGCGCUUCACCGCCACGACCGACAACUCCUGGGCCUGAUUUUGGCGACGCUGAGUUUGUUGAUAUGAUGGAGAACCUGGAAGAGAUCGAAAAGUCGGCCCUGAACCCCGACAGCGAUCUGGAGAUGCAUGAUGUCUCUCCAUCACUUCAUGCCGCAAGUGCGCUCGACAUCGAAUCAUCUGCAGUUUCCCCUGCGCUUGCUCCCACUUCGGAGCGCGAGCCGUCCGGCGAUAACGACGAUCAUAUGUCCUACGACGCAUCCCCAUCUCCGACAGUUCAGAUGGCGCACUUGGUCGACGUCGACGCCUCCGCGCCUUCCACCUCGCCCAAAACUAGGCAACGACACCACAGCCCGUCCCUGCCAGUGUGGCCGACAAACGACGCAUCCCAUUUGCGACAGUCACCAGAUGCUUCCCCGUCGCAAUCAUCAGCGAUGCCGCCUCAAAUCACGCUCGAAACGAAGACGCCACAACACCAGCACCCUCACACACCUGUUCUACCAUUCACUGGCAAUAUGAAGGGCCCGGUGAGAGGAAGCUCUGUCGGUUUCUCCACGGGUGGUCACAGAUCGUCCAUGCAAGGAGAGAUGCGCGAAGAGGAGCAAGAACUUACCAACGGAGAUUUGGGAGAUCUCCCACCAUUUACAGGCUUCCAGAAGGUUUGCAAUGGCUCGAGUGGGGACAAGGUCGAUUCGCUGCUCGCGGAGGGCCAUUCAAAGGCAGCUCGCGACCUGUCCAGCUCGCGUGACAUUGUUGCGAAGCAGGUCACUGCGGCCGUCAAGCCUGUGCUUGUGAAGCAUGAAGCUGUCUCACAGCCACCGAUCGAUGUCGCUGCGAUGGGCAGGGAAGACUCUCAGCUGGGCUCAGCUGCCACCAAGAACUUGAAGCGUAGUCGGCACGAUUCAUCCCCAUUCAAUGCGCCCGCCAAGAAGGCGAGACAUCACUCGCCAAUUCUCUCAUCGGAGCCUUCUCAAAUUCCUCCCAAGCAGGAUGCCAACGGGACAAAAGCUACGCUUGUGGAAGAGAGUGACUCUUCUUUAACCGACAUUUCAUUAUCGGCGAUUCUAGCGGAGACUCCCGAGCAGCUUGGCCAGCAAAUUGAACCGCCUGCUGUAUUCCCACCCCAGAGUGACAAGCGUGAGCGUAAGGACUCGGUCGCGAUGUCUCUGCGCGACUUCAAAGCAGAGAUAACAUCUUCGCCAGUGAACGAAGAGGCUGUUGCGAAGCAUACGACGGCGACCCCAAAGGUAUCGCCUAAGAGAAAGCGUAGCAGACCAGCCGCCAGCGCUAAUUCUGGGCCCACCGCGUCGAAGACCAGUGGCAAGAACAAGAAGCCGGCGCCCGGAUUUGAUCUUAAAGGCAUCACUGAAGCUGGCAUUUUGGGUGACGUGCUGAAGAGCAAAGGACCACGACAGACUAGGGGACAGCAGAAGGCAAUCGCUGAUAUCAGGCCUGACCCUGCUCAGGCGGCCAAGCGUCGCCACACUGAUCACAUCAACUACAAGGAGUAG
Molecule: messenger RNA, 1659 nt
Organism: Ramularia collo-cygni
Lineage: Eukaryota; Fungi; Ascomycota; Dothideomycetes; Mycosphaerellales; Mycosphaerellaceae
Exons: 1
Coding region: 1-1659 (552 amino acids)
Source: RefSeq, a predicted model, not a curated record